Messenger RNA from Heteronotia binoei (common prickly gecko), 1070 nucleotides. Its product is annotated as transmembrane protein 68-like. Lineage: Eukaryota; Metazoa; Chordata; Lepidosauria; Squamata; Gekkonidae. Gene Ontology annotation, cellular component: membrane. Bases 73 to 1065 code for a protein of 330 amino acids. Gene Ontology annotation, molecular function: acyltransferase activity. The transcript is spliced from 7 exons. The record is from RefSeq and is a predicted model, not a curated record.
AUCACUUCUAUAAACAUAGACCCUUACAUGGACUUCUCCAACUGCUCCUACAAAGAAGAGUUGUAAAGAGAAAUGGUGGAAGAAAUGUCUAGCCAGGAAAUGAUAAGUAGAAAUGAAACUUUUACUUCAGUGCCAGUUUUCACAUCCUAUCUAUUAGGAGAAUGGACAAAUACUGCUGAUAUCCUGAUUCUUCGUAUGGCUGUAUAUUGGACAGUGACCAUGGCAAUCUUUACAACUAGUGUCCCCAUUAUUCUAACUGGUGUUUGUUAUACUUGUGCACUUAUGGUACUAAUAUAUCAAAAAGUAAACAAACUAAACAAUGAUUAUUCUAGUACAUUGUGGGACAAUGCCAGACUAUAUAUUGCUUACCUCCUCACUGGAUUUGGAAAAAUAAUGCAUGGAUAUGAGAUUCAUGGCACAGAAAACAUACCACAAGGGCCAGGUCUCAUUGUUUACUACCAUGGAGCUAUCCCUAUUGAUUACUCAUUUUUCUUCGCUAAUCGACUUGUUUUCCAUGGGCAACGCUGUUAUUCUGUAGUUGAUCACUUUCUCUUUAUGAUACCAGGUUUAAAAACAUUAUUAAGGAUAAUGAAUUUUACAACAGGUUCAAGAGAGGAAUGUCUGAAAAUUCUCAAAAAUGGCAAUUUGUUGGGUAUCUCACCAGGAGGAGUUCGAGAAGCUUUGUUUAGUGACAGCAGCUACAGACUUCUAUGGGGUAAUCGUACAGGCUUUGCUCAGCUAGCUAUUGAUGCUAAAGUGGCCAUCAUCCCAUUGUUUACAGAAAAUAUCCGUGAUGGGUAUAGGACACUUGGAGAUAUAUGGCCACUGAGAUGUCUGUAUGAGCACACUCGAUUACCACUUGUUCCUGUUUAUGGAUUUUUUCCUGUCAAGUUCCGUGCAUAUGUAGGAGAGCCCAUAGCUUAUGAUCCAAACAUAACUUCUGACGAACUAGCUAAGAAGACAAAAAUUGCAAUAGAAGCUCUAAUACACAGACACCAAAAAACUCCUGGAAACAUAAUAAGAGCUAUUUUGGAUAGAUUUGAUAAGCAACAGAAACCAGACUAAGGUAA